AUGGUAAUGAGAGAUGGCAGCACUAUAGCGGUGGGCAACAAGGACGACUUAGUUACAUUCAUUGAUGUCAGAAUUCACAGGUCAAAGGCGGAGGAACAGUUUAAGUUUGAGGUCAAUGAGAUCUCGUGGAACAAUGACGGGGACCUGUUCUUCUUGACGAGUGGGAAAGGCAGCAUAAACAUACUGAGCUACCCAGAUUUAAAACUCCAGCCCACCCUGAAUGCUCACCCUGCUAACUGUAUCUGUAUCGAGUUUGACCCCAAGGGAAAGUACUUUGCCACUGGUAGUGCAGACGCCUUGGACAGUAUUUGGGACGUAGCAGAGCUAGCCUGUAUUAGGACCCUCUCCAGGUAG
Messenger RNA from Magallana angulata, 354 nucleotides. Its product is annotated as THO complex subunit 3-like. The coding region runs from base 1 to 354 and encodes 117 amino acids. The record is from RefSeq and is a predicted model, not a curated record. Gene Ontology annotation, molecular function: protein binding. Gene Ontology annotation, biological process: mRNA export from nucleus. Gene Ontology annotation, cellular component: THO complex part of transcription export complex. Lineage: Eukaryota; Metazoa; Mollusca; Bivalvia; Ostreida; Ostreidae. The transcript is spliced from 3 exons.